This is a messenger RNA of Brassica oleracea var. oleracea, 2235 nucleotides long. RefSeq lists its product as uncharacterized. NCBI's taxonomy places the organism in Eukaryota, Viridiplantae, Streptophyta, Magnoliopsida, Brassicales, Brassicaceae. Gene Ontology annotation, molecular function: zinc ion binding; RNA nuclease activity; nucleic acid binding. Bases 141 to 2087 code for a protein of 648 amino acids. Gene Ontology annotation, biological process: regulation of gene expression. The transcript is spliced from 6 exons. The record is from RefSeq and is a predicted model, not a curated record. Gene Ontology annotation, cellular component: peroxisome.
UGUUGUCCUCUGCUUUUCUCUUUGUCCUCUUUGGUUUGGAAAGAAAAAGCGUACUUGUACAAAAGCGAUCAGCCUCUUCAAUAAUACGAUGAGCAUGUGAGAAGUUGUUGAGUGACGAGUGUCUCAUCACAUCGGCGGAGAUGAUGAUGGACAACACGGCUGAGGCUGAGUACACGAGGGCUAAAACGUCGGUUUGGUGGGACAUUGAGAACUGUGCUGUUCCCAAGGGUUAUGAUGCUCAUGGGAUCACUCAGAAGUUAACCACAGCGCUGGCUAAUAUGAAUUACUGUGGUCCUCUCUCUAUCUCUUCCUAUGGCAACACAGAUCUCAUCCCUAAAGCUGUUCAACAAGCUCUCUCCUCCACUGGAAUCUCUCUUAACCACGUCCCCUCCGGAAGGAAAGACGCCAGUGACAAGAAGAUUCUGGUGGAUAUGUUUUUGUGGGUGGUGGAGAAUCCUCCUCCGGCUAAUAUAAUGCUUAUCUCCGGUGACAUAGACUUCUCUGAUGCUCUUCACCGGCUGCGAAUGAGAAGAUACAACAUUCUUCUAGCACACCCUCAAAGAACUUCACCUUACCUGGUUGCUUCUGCUAAGACCUCAUGGCUCUGGAGAAGCUUAUUAUUAGCAAGUGGGAGUUCUCUCACACAGUGUGAAUCCUCAGGGGUACUUGAGAGCUCUGAAGUAUCUAGUGAAGAUGUUUCUGAAUCCACACAACCAAUGGAUUCAGGGUCUGGUUCUAGUAGGUCUGCGCGAAGCAAACUCAAAGGAAUCUAUGUCCCAAAAGCACCAAACGAGCUCUUAGUAAAGGAGACGAAUAGAAAGAAGCUUCAGAAGAAAUGUAGUGAAACUAAAAACGUUGAAGAAAGUGUUCAAGAGAAUGACCAGGAGUCUUUGAAGGGCUUGGAGAAACAGAACAAGGAACUGAUGGAGACUAUUGAAACAUCUGAAAGAAAUGUAGCUCCUCUCCAUGUAGAUCAUGUCUUCAGUGAACUAAGCCGCGACUUUCCGGUGCCCAAAGAAGUGAGCAGAGAGAGUUUUGAUGCAAUCCCCAUGAAACUAGAACCUACACAAAAUGAGAUUGUGAUUGAGGAGUUGGAAGGCAUGCUCAAACAGAUCUUACAAAUAAAGCCAGGUGAGCUAGAAAAUGAACCUGUAGGCCUGAGUGAGAAUCUAAAGGAGGACAUGAACAAGAAGAAGAAAAAGAGGAACAAGAAGAAGAGUAGAGUGAUUGAAGAAGAUAAAGCUGAACCAUAUGUUUGCAGUAUCUGCAGUGUUAUUUGUGAUAGUCCUGCCAUGUUCGAGUCUCAUCUUAAUGGUCGUAAGCAUGCUGCUACCAUUGAGAAGCACGCAGAGGCUCUACUUGGUGAUAAGCAAAUACCAGAUGAUGUUAUUCAAUAUAAUGGUCACUUGAUAGAUGGAGAGGCAUCUGAGAACAUCGACUACUUUGAAGACGUACCAGAGAUUGAUUACAAAUCUUUUCCAAAUGAAGAAGCUAGGGAAUGGAUUGAUGCCAUUUUCAACACACCAGAGCUUUCACAAGAUGCAAAUCUGACCCGGGAGUUUGAGAGUAUACUAAACCAGAGCCUGGAGAUGAACUCAGGCGGCUAUGAAGGAGUCACUGAGCAUCCAGAGGAGUUCAAGGACAAGGUGAGUAAAGAUAAAUCUGAGUCUGAAGCAUAUGUGUGUAGUAUCUGCAGUGUGGUAUGCGCUUGUCCAACUGUCUUUGAGUCUCAUCUGAUGGGUCGAAGGCACGCUGCCAAGGUAAAGAAACAUGCAGAGGUUCUCUUUGAUGAUAAGAAGAUUCUAGAAGAAAGCCUUAAAGAAAAAGAUCACCCAGAAGACUCAAUGGUCAAGAGAUUAGAAGUUUCUCUAGAGGAUACGUCAAAGCAGACGGUGGUUGAGGCUGGAAGCGCAUCUGAGCUUGUGGACGUGACGUGCAGUUCCCAAAUUGAUUUUAAUUCUCAUCUGACAGGUAAGAAGCAUGCUGCCACUGUGAAAAAGUAUGAACCCGUUGUGAAGAAGGAAGGUGCCGUGGUGAAGAAGCAAGCUGGGACCAAAUUUGCUUAUGUUAGAAAGAAUGGGCCUUAACUGGGCCUUUGUAUUUUCCCGCCCUCAAUAAUUAUCCACUGUUAUGUGGUUGACAAACAAAAUACUGUGAUUAGUGGGCGGCCACUUAAGGCUUAUGAUUAAAAUGUGUGUAUUUUCCAAAUAAAAGGCUUAUGAUUAAAAUGUAAAA